AUGCAGGAGCUAUUCACAGGCACUAGUGCUGAUGGUUUUUUGGCCAUGGACCAGCAUACAUGCACAAUUGAUUUCGAUGACUCGGACAAUGAUGAAGGGUUGUAUGAUCUCAACUGCUAUCCACAGUAUGAGGGCCCUCUUGAGGAGGAUUCUGACACUUUGCCAACAACACAUUGUCCUAAAAGACCUCCAGUACCUGUAGGUGGUGAUAAUUCAACAUCUAGCACUAGCCGAGUUGGUAAGAAGCGCCCAAGAGGUAGCAAGUCACCUACUAAGAAGCCACCAAGAACCAAGAGUCGUUUCGUGGAGCCCGCUGAAGAAAUCAACUCUACAUUGAGGUCACUCCAGCAAUCCCUUGUUGCCGCUCCUCCUCCAAUGCCCCAAGUUGUUGAUCCUUAUGCUAGUUUAUGGAAGAGGUUGGAGGAACUCCCAAUUACCACAGAUCAAAGAAUUACUGUUGGUGUGCACUUAUCUUGCAAGGACAAUGAAGGUUUGCGUGGUUGGUUAUGCAGUGCAAGUGAAAAAACUUUUGAAACUUGGGUUUGCAAGUUCUUUGCUGACAAAGAUCAUGUUUAUAGCAACAUGUGA
Molecule: messenger RNA, 588 nt
Organism: Triticum turgidum subsp. durum (durum wheat)
Lineage: Eukaryota; Viridiplantae; Streptophyta; Magnoliopsida; Poales; Poaceae
Source: the annotation of a GenBank genome assembly